CUUAAAGAUGUAUUUAUUUUGUUAGAGCCGUAAUGGUGUGACACCGCGUCCAGUUUCCUCCUGGCUACGGUGGAUCCCGCUGAGGAUCGGGCAACUGCUGCUACCAGUCACUGACAGACAGUAAGAAGUAUCAUGGCGGAGGCAGGACAGGGUGAAUCAGAGCAGGACAUCGAGAGUAAGAUUGAAGAUACACGACAGAGGUUUAAAAGCGAAUAUGUGGAAGUGUCAGGAGAGUCUCCAGGUCCCUAUGACCCCAGAGAUGUGGAGAAACUCUUCAGAGAUGAUAGUCUGGUGGAGAGCUACCUCACAUGGAGACACUUUGUUGUGGAGGACACCUUAAAAAUGAUCGAUGAGAGUCUUCAGUGGAGAAAGGAGUACAACCUCAAUGACCUCACAGAGAACAGUAUUCCACGCUGGAUGUUUGAAACCGGUGCCGUGUACCUGCAUGGCUACGACAAAGAAGGAAACAAACUCUUCUGGUUCAGAGUGAAGCUUCAUGUUAAGGAUGCUAAGACAGUAGUGGAUAAGAAGAAAUAUGUGGCGUUCUGGUUGGAGCGUUAUGCCAAACGUGAGCCUGGAAUGCCACUGACUGUUGUGUUUGACAUGACCGAGUCCAGCAUCGGAAACAUCGACAUGGACUUUGUCAAGUAUAUCAUUAGCUGCUUUAAAGUCUACUAUCCAAAGUUUCUUUCAAAAAUGAUCAUGUAUGAGAUGCCAUGGAUCAUGAAUGCUGCCUGGAAGAUAGUGAAGACAUGGCUCGGUCCUGAAGCCAUCAGUAAACUCAGAUUCGUCUCUAAGAGUGACAUCCAGACGUUUAUUGACCCCGAGCAUCUUCCACCGUACAUGGGAGGAACGGACCAGUUUAAGUACAGUUAUCCUCCUUUACCUGACGAUGACUUCCAGUCUCCAAUCUGUGAGAACGGUCCAGUGAUCAGUGAGGAUGAAAGUGACAUCAAAGACCUCGAAUCUGAAUCCAAAGAGACCCUGGAGUCCAGCUUCAGUUCUGAGCAGAAUAUCAAACCCAAGAAGGUGAACUUUCAAGAAGAAGGUCAGAGGUCAGAUGACCUUGAGAGAAGUGACAGUCGACUGAGAGGGGUUAGAAAACCUACAACCACUUUUAAAGCCCCUUUACUGCACAUCAGUCCAGCAGAAGAGCUCAGUUUUGGUGCUAAAGAAACCGAGAAGAAGUGUUUGAUCAUUCUUAACAACAUCACAAAAAAUCAUGUGGCUUUUAAGGUCAGGACAACGGCUCCAGAGAAAUACAGAGUAAAGCCCAGUAACAGCAGCUGUGAACCUGGAGCCAGUGUGGAUAUCGUGGUGUCACUUCAUGGAGGUUUCCAGGCGUCCCCGCAGGACCGUUUUCUGGUCAUGGCUGCAGAGAUGGACUCAAACACUGGAGCUGCUUUACCUGAUCUGGCUCAGUUCUGGAAAGAAGUUCCCAAAACCAAAGUCAUGGAGCACAGGAUACGAUGUCAUGUUCUAGAGACUCCACAGUUUGUUCACAGUAAUUCACUGGAAAGUUUAUCAGUCACAUCCACCAAUGAGAAUCAAGACCUGCAGACGACGCUGCAACGUCUCAUGAUCACAAACUCACGGCUGGAACAGAAACUGGAGAUGUGUCUUUGGGUACAGAAGGUUCUUCUGGUUCUGGUGUCAUUUCUAUUGGCUCUCAGCUUUAUGACGUCAUACUCGCUGUGGCAGUCAUGAAGCAGAUCCGUCACGGCCUCCACACGCACUAUACAAGCACCUGAAGAUUCUCAGCCGGUUGGACUUUAACCUGGAGACACACGGACUCCAUUUUAUCUGUUUACUUAUCAAAGGACCAAAAUGAAGUUUGACUCUGUACAUGGACAAAUGCAGGAUAUUGCCACACUGCUCUGUACACAUGUGAAAGGCUUUGUGUCAAGCUAAAAAGCUUUUUCUUAUUAAUGAUUCAACUAAGACAGGUUUAAUUUAUAAAUCAUGUUAAGACCAUGCAAAUGUAAUUAACUCAGUUUAAUUUUAAUAUAUAGUAUUUUAUAAAAAAUGAUGAAUGUAUGGACAUUAAAAUGAUACUUUUUGUUAUGCAUCACUA
Messenger RNA from Paramisgurnus dabryanus, 2074 nucleotides. It is a transcript of the gene mospd2, whose product is annotated as motile sperm domain containing 2. Gene Ontology annotation, cellular component: endoplasmic reticulum-endosome membrane contact site; endomembrane system. NCBI's taxonomy places the organism in Eukaryota, Metazoa, Chordata, Actinopteri, Cypriniformes, Cobitidae. The record is from RefSeq and is a predicted model, not a curated record.